ACGCCGACUUUCUAUCCGGGCUUGGAUGAUGAGCAGCGGCGUCGUCUCCCCCUCAUCGUCCGCGGCCGUCUGGGACGAUCUGCGACAUUGAGCCGCCAACUUCCACCUGCAGCUCUUUUUAUCACUCAUUGACGCGCCAUGUUUGAUCAUUUUCUCCAUUUCGACUCUUUUUCGCCUUUUUCUCCUCAUCUCCAUCAUCAUUUUUAUUAUUAUUAUUAUUGUUGUUGUUGCUCUUAACGUCCGAUCAUCGCUUGGAUUCUUGCAAAAACAAAGAGGAUUUAUUGUUGUUCUCCGUGAGGAAUGUAAGAGGACGGACAACCCAACAACCCAACAACCAAGCACCAAGUCCCGCUAUGCGCUUUUGUGUGGUGGCGCACGUCCGCGUCCUGUGCGUCUUUUUGCUCUGCGCACAGUAAAGAAGGGGAAACAAAAACACUUUCUUCGGAUACACUUUGCUCCCUUUCUCGACACACAUUUUGGCUUACAAAACAUUUAUUCGUCCUCCUAUAAGUCAUGGGGAAGUCGAUGUGGAGUUAUUAUUAUUUUGGAGUUCUCUUUAUUACCUUCAGAGCGGACUUUUGUCGCGCGCUCAUCCUGGAGUCCAUCUACUGGAACACCACUAAUACCAAAUUCGUGCCAGGUCAAGGUGUGGUUCUGUACCCCCAGAUUGGCGAUAAAUUGGACAUUGUGUGCCCGCGUGUGGAUGGCGGGGUGAGAGAUGGAGUGGAGUAUUACAAGGUGUACAUGGUGCCCAGGGAGCAGCUGGAGAGCUGCACCAUUACCAAGGCUGACACGCCUCUCCUCAACUGCGACAAGCCGGACCAGGACGUCAAGUUCACGCUCAAGUUUCAGGAGUUUAGUCCCAACCUUUGGGGCUUGGAGUUCUUCAGGGGGAAAGAUUAUUACAUCAUCUCUACUUCAAAUAGCACAAUGGAGGGUAUCAACAACCAGGAGGGCGGAGUCUGCAAGACCAAGUCCAUGAAGAUGAUCAUGAGAGUAGGACAAAACCCUUCAGACCCCGUUUCACCCAAAGACAACCCCACCAAGGUGCCCAACUCUCCUAAACUCCCAGACAGCAAGGACACCCAAAAAAACAAUGAAGUUCUGGAGAAGCCAGGUGUCGCGUCCAGAGAAAGUGAACAAAACAACACUGGUGGGAAGUCAUCCAAUUUCAUCGGUUCCGGGGUGGCCAUUUUUGUCAGCAUUGCCUCCGGCAGCGUCAUCUUUAUCAUCAUCAUCAUCAUGCUGGUCCUCCUGCUGCUCAAGUACCGGCGGCGUCACCGCAAGCAUUCGCCACAGCACGCGGCUACAUUGUCCCUGAGUACUCUGGCCACGCCAAAGCGAGGCGGCAGCGGCGGAAACAAUAAUGGCUCCGAGCCCAGCGACAUCAUCAUCCCGCUCAGGACUGCUGACAGCGUCUUCUGCCCCCACUACGAGAAGGUCAGUGGCGAUUACGGCCACCCAGUCUACAUAGUCCAAGAGAUGCCGCCGCAGAGCCCUGCCAACAUCUAUUACAAAGUCUGAAGAGAAACUCUGAAAGCAAGAGACAGGAACAAUACCAGGGAAAGGAGGGACCAGGUCUUGGUUUCAGCUGCCACCAUGACUCCCUCGCUCUUUCUCUCCCAUUCUGCCAACUCCUCUCCUCUAUGUUGUCGAUAUUUUCUUUGUGAAAGGUUGCUGAUACCAAUUUCUUUUGGUAUCUCCACAGUCCAGCUGAGUUGGCAGAGGUUGGAGAAAUUGCUGCUGUUGCCACUGCUGAUACUUUACCAGGUUAUUAGGGAGCGGAAAGGCUUAACGUUUUCCCUUUCUGGUUUGUGGAUGUGGCCAACAUGUAGGGGACCUUAGAGGUAUGCAAGUGUUUUGUUUUUUUAACCCCUGUGCUAGGAUGCGACGGAAAUACGGCUGUAGGGACGCAAACGAGUCCGCCAGAGACGCUAGGAAACUGGGAUGUGGGAUGACCAUGUUGGCAUGACUUAGUCUGAAGAGGCUGGGUUUGAUCCUCAGUUUAAGUAUCCUUAAUGCUGCGUCAUCAGCAGGGGAAUGGUGUGAGCUGUCGGCUGUGGAAGUGAAAGCCAAUUCACGUUGCUCUCUCUCGAGCUUCACUGGCUGCAAAGACUACUUGGAUGUCCCAGGUGAACAAGGAAAGGGGAUACGUUCUUGCACUCUGGGACUUUCUUGACUGACUCACCACCUCCACGUUGUUUUUAAUGCGGAUUACACCGUUUCUCCUGUCGCUACACACCUGUUACUUGAAAGUUUUUCAAGAAAAAUGCAUCCCAUUAUGUGUCAAAAUGUACAGUGUAGCCACAAAGUCUCUUUACAAUUAAAAAAAUGUCUUACAAAAGCAAUUGAUGAGAUUUGUUUAUCAGAUUUUGUCUACGUACGGCAGUGGUGAUCAAAGUUUUUCUUCACAUCAAACCUUUCCCGAUUGGAAUCAUGGUUGGACCGGAAGACCACUCACCUGGGCUUCUUUAUGGGGUUUUGUUAAAGAUAUCAAGUAUGGAACAAAGAAACGACACAUCAAGGACCUGAAGCCAAACAUCACUGAAACCAUUGCCGCCAUUGACUAGGCUAUGUUACAGCAAACAUGAUACCGUCUAGUCCUUUCAAAGUUGCAAUUCUUAGUCGAAAAGCUGGAGGCGAAGUUUUCCAGUGAGUCAACUCACCGAGCGACAAAGACAUUGGCUAUUUAGCUUCCAUUGUCGCUAUUAAAAACAAUGACGAUUAAAGAAAGACGUAGUGUGUUAUUGGAGCCGAACCUAACCUAAUCACUUUUAUUCUCGAAAAUACCCUAAAGAAAUAAUGGUAAAUGGGUUAUAGUUGUAUAGCGCUUUUAUAUCUUCAAGGUACUCAAAGCGCUUUGAUACUAUUUCCACAUUCACCCAUUCACAUUCACACACUGAUGGUGGGAGCUGUCAUGCAACCACCCUAACCACGACCCAUCAGGAGCAAGGGUGAAGUGUCUUGCUCAAGGACACAACUGACGUGGCGAGGUUGGUAGAAGGUGGGGAUCGAACCACGAACCCUCAGGUUGCUGGCACGGCCACUCUCCCAACAGCGCCGCGCCGACCC
Nerophis lumbriciformis (worm pipefish) is the source of this 3072-nucleotide messenger RNA. It is a transcript of the gene efnb2a, whose product is annotated as ephrin-B2a. NCBI's taxonomy places the organism in Eukaryota, Metazoa, Chordata, Actinopteri, Syngnathiformes, Syngnathidae. Gene Ontology annotation, biological process: axon guidance; blood vessel morphogenesis; ephrin receptor signaling pathway. Gene Ontology annotation, molecular function: ephrin receptor binding. Gene Ontology annotation, cellular component: plasma membrane. The record is from RefSeq and is a predicted model, not a curated record.